AUGCCUUUCAUUGCUUCGCCAUCCGGGGUGAACUACUCCGUACCAGGGCCAACAGCCACCGCACUCGCGCGCUUCUUCGCUAUCUACUCUGCAAACUUCCACUACAACCCUUCUGUGUCCGCGACCGAAGAGUUCCAGCGGUUGUGCGAGGUCAAAGGGUGGGAUAAGGAGGAGGACGGGUACUGGUCGCAGGCGCAUGGGACCGCGUAUCAUAAGUUCAAGGAGGCCUUGGUGCAACAAUUCAAUGCGACGUACGGGACGGAUGUCAACAGCAUCGUAUCUUGGCAGGCUCUGUGCGGGGCUAUUGGCGUUGAUCCUGUCCCGGAUACGCUGAAGGAGUGCCAAUCGAACAUUCUGAGCUCGCACGUCAACCUCGUCGAUCUUGCAGAAGCGCGUGCAGACGGCACUGAACGCCGUGUCGAGCUCUUCCCGUCUGAAGUAGCGCUCAGCGUAUACACACUACGGACGAAGAAGAUAUUCCCGAAGGAUACGGCCUAUCACACCGGACUACUUCGUUUCCUCCUUCGUCAUAUCUUGCAUCCACGCAAGGAACCUGUCGCGCGUACUGUCCGCGCGCCAAAGGCCAAGCGGGGGCUAUCACUAUAA
This is a messenger RNA of Peniophora sp. CBMAI 1063, 606 nucleotides long. Lineage: Eukaryota; Fungi; Basidiomycota; Agaricomycetes; Russulales; Peniophoraceae. The record is from the annotation of a GenBank genome assembly.